Elaeis guineensis (African oil palm) is the source of this 1129-nucleotide messenger RNA. RefSeq names its product large ribosomal subunit protein eL6. The record is from RefSeq and is a predicted model, not a curated record. Gene Ontology annotation, biological process: cytoplasmic translation; ribosomal large subunit assembly. Gene Ontology annotation, cellular component: ribosome; cytosolic large ribosomal subunit. Gene Ontology annotation, molecular function: RNA binding; structural constituent of ribosome. Lineage: Eukaryota; Viridiplantae; Streptophyta; Magnoliopsida; Arecales; Arecaceae.
GCCUCCUCCCAAUAUAUAUUGCCAUCACCCCUUUAGGGUUUUACUUCUCCGGCCUCCGUCCCUCCUCCAUUUCUAGGGUUUCUUCCCCUCCUCUCUUCCCUCGCUCUCCAUGGCGCCAAGGAAAUCGAGAGCUUCGAGCCGGAAUCCCGAGCUCAUCCGCGGGAUCGGGAAGUACUCGCGGUCGAAGAUGUACCACAAGCGCGGGCUCUGGGCGAUCAAGGCAAAGCACGGCGGUGUCUUUCCACGCCACGAGCCCAAGGAGGUGCCGCCCAAGCCCGCCGAGAAGCCCCCCAAAUACUACCCCGCUGACGACGUCAAGCACCCCAUCCCCAACCACCGCAAGCACAAGCCCACCAAGCUCAGGGCGAGCAUUACUCCAGGGACGGUUCUCAUCCUUCUCGCCGGGAGGUUCAUGGGGAAGAGGGUCGUCUUCUUGAAGCAGCUCCCCUCGGGACUGCUUCUUGUUACUGGACCUUUCAAGAUUAAUGGGGUGCCUCUACGACGAGUAAAUCAAGCUUAUGUCAUUGCAACAUCCACUAAGGUUGACAUAUCUGCAGUCAGCGCUGAGAAGUUUGAUGACAAGUACUUCACCAAGGAAAAGAAGAAGAAGAAGAAUAAGGGGGAAAGUGAAUUUUUUGAGACUGAGAAGGAAACAAAAGCACUCCCGCAGGAGAAGAAGGAUGAUCAGAAGGCUGUGGAUACUUCUUUGAUAAAAGUCAUUGAAGCAGUUCCGGACUUGAAGGCCUAUCUAGGUGCCAGAUUUUCGCUUAGGGCAGGCAUGAAACCCCACGAGCUUGUCUUCUAAAAGGCGAAAAAAGCAUUUAUCUUAACCCUUUUCCCUCCAAAAAAAAAUUUUCUAUUUUAUAUGCGGCCGGCCUAGAUGGUUGUACUUUCAGUUUUGAAUAUCAAGAAGGAACUUGGAUUCUGUUUCAUGCUUAAUCUUGUUGGUCAGGUGAAAAAUUCUAAUCAGUUGUGUGUUCUUGUGGUAGAAUUGGCUGUCCAGUGACAUCUGAAUCACAAAGAUUACCAUGCCACCAUUUUUUUCCCUGCUUAAACUGUGCUAUUGUUCUAAGACUUCUAGAGAUCCGUGCGUGUUGGGUUUCAUUCAGAAAAUAUUAUUGUUUAUUUA